Messenger RNA from Staurois parvus, 264 nucleotides. The record is from the annotation of a GenBank genome assembly. Lineage: Eukaryota; Metazoa; Chordata; Amphibia; Anura; Ranidae.
AGUGUAGCCCCAGCAGUGCCACCUGUCAGUGUCCAUCAAUACCAGCUGUCAGUGCUCAUCAGUACCACCUGCAGUGCCCACCAGUGCCACAUCAAUGCCACAUAUCAGUGCUCCUUUCAAUGCCAGUCAGUGCCACCAAUCAAUGCCAAUCAGUGCCACCUAUCAGUGCCGCCUAUCAGUGCCAGUCUAUCAGUGCCGACUAUCAGUGCCCAUCAGUGCCGACUAUCAGUGCCCAUCAGUGCCGACUAUCAGUGCCCAUCAGUG